Messenger RNA from Arachis stenosperma, 3298 nucleotides. Its product is annotated as putative pentatricopeptide repeat-containing protein At1g56570. Lineage: Eukaryota; Viridiplantae; Streptophyta; Magnoliopsida; Fabales; Fabaceae. The record is from RefSeq and is a predicted model, not a curated record. The transcript is spliced from 3 exons. The coding region runs from base 1362 to 3047 and encodes 561 amino acids. Gene Ontology annotation, biological process: RNA modification. Gene Ontology annotation, molecular function: protein binding; RNA binding.
AAAAAAAAAAACCUCAAUUGAACGGCACACCCAAGACCCAACCAUCCCCAACCUGCAGCCGAGUCCUUGGAUCAAUGGCAGCAUCACCUAUCACGUUGGGAGCUGCAUUCCGUUCGAAUUCUCAGUGAAAAAAUAUAAAAACCCAUAUUAAUAGUAGUAGUGUGUGUGAGUGGAUGUGUUGUAUAAAAUCUAGAAUUGAAAGUUGUCCACUCCAUUACCAAAGAAAAAAAAAAAAACCAUCCCCAACCUCAACUCACUCUUACGCACAGAGCUUCACUCAGACACUCGCUCUCACCUCUCUCACUCACCGAACGCUCACUGCCGGUUGUCACUCGUCAUUCUCCUCGCCGGCUCCUCUGCGUUGUCCUCGCGCCGUCAGUGUUUGCUCGCCUCUGCUUCCUUCGCGACUGUGCCUCCUCCGUCAGUGUCGUCCCGGCCGCCUUUGCUCUGCUGUUCCUCCGCCUCGUGCCUUGUCUGUCUUUGCUUCCUCCGUCGUCAUCAUGUUGGCUCAUCUGCAGACUCUGCUCUGCUCCUCUUCGAAGCUCUCCCUCCGCCGAAGCUCUGCUCUCUCUCGUCGGCAGCUUACUCUGCAGCUGUUCAACACGGCAACUUCCCCAAGUUGAAAAAUCGUCCCUGACUGUUUCUGGCUUUCUGCUUCUGCUGUAGAUUUGACAAGAUCAUCAAUAAGGAAAUUCUUUCUAUUGUGCUGUAUGAGGAUGAUAAGGUAGUAAGGUACUUUUUUAGCUUUUGGCCGAAUCCUCAACUUAACUAGGUGAAAGCCGCGGAAUUUAAUCUGUUGUUUUUUCUGUCUGACUCUUCUAUAUUGAUUUAAAAUCUUAUUAACAUUUAUAUACACUCUUUAGUUUAUACUAUGUUGAUCAGGUAGACAUUUAAAUUAGUUCUGUGGUAUUAAUUCAAUGUUAAAAGCAAUAAAAUAAAAAUUACCUAUUAUGAAAAAAAAAUCAUCUAUAAUUAUUUAAUUAUAACCAGGUCAACCAGUUCAACUAAUCACCCAACAGUUGAACUAGUGAUUCAAUAACCACAGUACUCUGAUCGUGUUGCUCUGAUCGUGUUGAUUCAGGUUCAGUUCUGAUAACUAUAGUUUAGGUAUUCCUUAUGCUGUUAUACACACCCCUAACCAUUAAACCUGUUUUCACAAACAGGUACUGUCUGUACAACUACCUGCUUCUUUCUGCUCUUCAGGUUCAAGUCAGUCUCCCAAUUAAUUAAACCAUUUUUGUUGACAUUUUGUCAUUAUUUGCUUCAUCUUACGCAGAAAAAAUGAAGAACUUUUUCUAUCAUCUUAUGCUGAAAAAAUAAACAACUUUUUCUAUGGUCACUCUUCAUAAACAAGGACGAAGAUGAUGACUGGUACUAGGAAGUUACUGUCCCCAACCCAUUUCCGGCCCAUCCCCACCAUUGUCCAUAACUCUCUUGCUGAUGACACCCAAUUGAAUUCUAUUGCACCGUUUUGCCCCAAAGACAUUUCCGGUUUAGCCACUGAUCUCAUCAAAUCAUAUUUUGAUAAGGGGUCCAUUGAAGAAGCACGCAUGCUGUUUGAUGAAAUGUCACAUAGAGAUGUUGUCACUUGGACUGCUAUGAUUACUGGCUACAAUUCUUGCAACCACCAUGGUCGUGCGUGGAGCGUGUUCUGUGAGAUGUUGAGAUACGGGACACGGUCUAACGAGUUCACCUUGUCUGCAGUUUUGAAGACAUGUAAGGGGCUGAGUGCGCUUUUGUGUGGGAAGUUGGUUCAUGGGUUGGCUAUAAAGAAUGGUACUCAAGGGUCAUCCAUAUAUGUUGAUAAUGCGCUAAUGGAUGUGUAUGCCACUUGCUGUAGUAGCAUGGACAGUGCAAGAAUGGUUUUUGAGAGUAUCCUUAACAAGAAUGCUGUCUCAUGGACAACUUUGAUAACUGGAUAUACUCAUAGAGGAGAUGCCUAUGGUGGCCUUCGAGCUUUCCGCCAAAUGCUUCUGGAGGAAGGAGAGCUGUGCCCCUUCAGCUUUUCAAUUGCUGUUAGAGCUUGUGCAUCUACUGGCUUGGUUAAUUUGGGCAAGCAGGUACAUGCUGCAGUGAUUAAUCAUGGAUUUGAGUCCAAUCUUCCUGUCAUGAAUUCUAUACUGGACAUGUAUUUCAAGUCUUGUUCAGCAUGCGAGGCAAAGCAAUUAUUCUUUGAAAUGAGUCAGAAAGAUACUAUCACACGGAAUACCUUGAUAGCUGGUUUUGAGACAUUGGAUCCUAAACAAUCAUUCUGCAUCUUUUCUCAAAUGGUAUCUGAAGGUUUUAGUCCAGAUUGCUUCACAUUCACCAGUGUGGUAGGUGCAUGUGGUAAGUUAGGGUUUCUGUAUUGUGGGCAGCAGCUUCAUGGGGGAAUUUUUCGUAGAGGCUUCAAUAACAACUUGGUAUUAUCCAAUGCCCUUAUUGACAUGUAUGGAAAGUGUGGAAACAUAACAGAUUCACAUAAAAUAUUUAGCCAAAUGCCAUGCAAAAAUGUGGUCUCCUGGACUUCCAUGAUGAUUGGAUACGGGGCUCAUGGGCAUGGAAAAGAAGCUACUAAAUUAUUCAAUGAGAUGGUCAGAUCAGGUAUCAAACCUAAUACGAUAGUAUUCAUGGCAGUUCUGAGUGCUUGUAGCCAUGCCGGACUAGUGGAUGAAGGCCUGAGAUAUUUUAGACUAUUGACAAGAUUUUAUAAUGUUGCACCCAAUCAAGAGAUAUAUGGAUGUGUAGUCGAUCUGCUUGGGCGUGCUGGUAGAGUAAAGGAAGCUUAUCAACUAAUAGAGAAUAUGCCUUUUAAGCCGGAUGAAUCUAUAUGGGUUGUCCUUCUUGGGGCUUGUAAAGCUCAUAAACAACAAAGUGUAGGCAAGCUGGCAGCUUCAAGGGUGUUGGAAAUGAAGCCAAAUAGCGCAGGAACUUAUGUGCUUUUAUCAAAUUUUUUUGCUGCUGAAGGUAACUGGACUGGUGUUGCCUGCUUAAGGAAGCUUAUGAGAAGUAUUAAAAAUAAGAAAGAGGCAGGGAUGAGCUGGAUUGAAUUGAAAAACCAUGUUUAGAGUUUUGUUGUUGGAGGUGAAUGUUUCUUCAAAUGAGCAUAUUGUUGAAGUUUUGGAAGUAUUGAUUAUGCAUAUAAAAGAUUUUGGAUAUACACUUGGCUUAGAUUGCUUUGUACAUGACCAAGAAAAUAAGGUUUGAACACAAGCCAUAUGGUUAAUAUGUCAUUGCCGAAUGCUCAGCUGUUCAUAGCAGCUCAUUUGGUUCAAUUCUUGCUAUCUCAUUCAAACUUACUGACAAUACUUAUAAAUUG